AGAGAAAACAUCUACACCAUCCCCAACUUCCUUACCGUAUCCCGCAUAAUUGCUUGUCCUGUCCUAGGGUACGCCAUCUUGGACAGCAACUACGCUUUUGCAACGGGCUUACUGGUCUAUGCGGGCCUCACCGAUUUGGUCGACGGGUACCUCGCGCGGAGGUUCAAUAUGGCCUCUGUUCUUGGAACUAUACUCGACCCCGCGGCGGACAAGGCCCUCAUGACGACGUUGACUGUUACUUUGACGAUGCAGGAGCUCAUUCCACUCCCACUUGCUGUUAUCAUUCUCGGACGUGACGUUCUACUGAGCCUCUCGGCUUUCUACAUUCGUUACGCAACAUUACCCCAUCCAAAAACAUUUGCGCGGUACUGGGACUUUUCACUGCCCUCUGCCGAAGUCCGACCCACAACAAUCAGCAAAGUAAACACCGCCCUCCAACUCUUACUUAUGGGAACGACAACCGUCAGCCCUCUACUACCCCUCGACUUGGGUCUCUCUCUACAAGGACUCCAAUGGCUCGUAGCCACAACUACAAUCUGGUCUGGUGCAUCCUACCUAUUCACCAAAGACGCAGUGCGGGUCAUAACACAGCCA
Laccaria bicolor S238N-H82 is the source of this 594-nucleotide messenger RNA. RefSeq lists its product as uncharacterized. The annotation marks the transcript as partial. NCBI's taxonomy places the organism in Eukaryota, Fungi, Basidiomycota, Agaricomycetes, Agaricales, Hydnangiaceae. The transcript has 6 exons. Gene Ontology annotation, cellular component: membrane; mitochondrion. The record is from RefSeq and is a predicted model, not a curated record. Gene Ontology annotation, biological process: cardiolipin biosynthetic process. Gene Ontology annotation, molecular function: cardiolipin synthase activity; CDP-diacylglycerol-glycerol-3-phosphate 3-phosphatidyltransferase activity.